GGAGGGGCGGCCGGAGCGCCUGGGAUUCCCUGCGGAACCGCGCGGCCCCGGGCUCCCAGUCUCCAGCCCGCCUGUCGCCGGCCCACCGCGGCCGCCGCGCCCUCCGGUCCUCCCGACGAGCCGGUCAAGGCCGCGCCGGAGAAGAUGUACCAGAGCCUGGCGUUGGCUUCGAGCCCGGGCCAGGCCGCCUACGCCGACGCGGGUGCCUUUCUGCACCCGCCGGGCGCCGGCUCCCCGGUGUUCGUGCCGCCGGCGCGCGUCCCCUCCAUGCUGCCCUACCUGCCGGCGUGUGAGCCCGGUCCGCAGCCGCCGGCACUCGCCGGGCACCCCGGCUGGGCGCAGGCGGCGUCGGCGGACUCAUCAGCCUUCGGCUCCGGCAGCCCACACCCUCCGACCGCUCAGCCGCCCGGGGCCGCCGCCUUCCCCUUCGCGCACAACCCCCCAGGCCCGGGCGGUGGUGGUGGUGCGGGGCUCCGGGACGGCGGCGCCUACCAGGGCGCGCUGCUGGCUCGCGAGCAGUAUCCAGCCCCGCUCGGGCGGCCGGUGGGCGCCUCGUACCCCACCGCGUACCCGGCCUACGUGAGCACCGAGGUGGCCCAGUCCUGGACCUCCGGAGCCUUCGAGGGUAGCGUCCUGCACAGUCUCCAGGGCCGACCGGCUGGCCUCUCAGGACGCAGAGCCACCUUGGUGUCGGACUUCUUGGAGGAGUUUCCCGGCGAGGGUCGGGAGUGUGUCAACUGCGGAGCCCUGUCCACACCACUGUGGCGCCGAGACGGCACCGGCCACUACCUGUGCAACGCCUGCGGUCUCUAUCACAAGAUGAACGGGGUCAACCGGCCACUCGUGAGGCCACAGAAGCGCCUGUCCUCGUCCCGCCGUGCCGGCCUCUGUUGCACCAACUGCCACACGACCACCACCACACUGUGGCGGCGAAACACAGACGGCGAGCCUGUGUGCAACGCCUGCGGCCUCUACACGAAGCUGCACGGGGUGCCCAGGCCCCUGGCAAUGAAGAAGGAAAGCAUCCAGACGCGGAAACGGAAGCCUAAGAAUGUCACCACCAAGGCCAAGGGCUCCUCAGCGUCCACAGUCAGCACCACGGCCUCCCCACCAUCCUCUGUCCCCAACCCUGAGAGCUCAGUGGCCACUUUGAAACCUGAACCCAGCCUGGCGUCCCCUUCGUGCUCUGGGCCCAGCAUCAUCUCCCAGGCCUCCGGCCAGGUGGACAACCCCUUGGCCCCCAGCCACUUGGAGUUCAAAUUCGAGCCUGAGGACUUCUCCUUCCCCUCCACUGCUCUGGGUCCCCAGGCUGGCCUCGGGGGUGCCCUCCGCCAGGAGGCCUGGUGUGCGCUGGCCUUGGCCUAGGUCACUAGUCACCCACCGGACCCACCUUGCUACCUGUGUCGCUCCAGCUCAGCGGAGAGACCAUCCGCCCCCCCUGCCAGAAGAGACGGGAGCCGGCAGGCCCUCCAGGCACUGGGCAUCCCUCAGCAGGUGGCAGGGAGGCUUUCUGCAUACAGCAGCCAGACCCCAGAGCAGGAGGAAGGCUGCUGGGAGAAGGGCUCAGCACCCCCCAGACAGCGAGGAACCCCUAAAUGCUGCACGAGGCUCGGAACCACACUGACCACUCCAGCCAAGGCUGAGCCGGGGUGCCCACUGCCACCUUGAACUCUGUGGUCAACACUCGCCGUUGUCAUGUUUACAGGUUGCAGCAAUUGGAAAAAAAACCAACCUUUUGUUGUAAAGCCAGGAUCACAAGUGGAGUGGCCAAGGCCAGGCAGAAAUGGGAAUGAGGGCCGCAGCCGGCUGGGGACGCCCUCAGGCCUCAGGUCUGUCCUUCAUUUCCCGCGUUUGAAUGAUGGAGCCACGGCACAAAAACCUUUUCUCCUCUGAGGGCAGGACUGCCAGGGAUGGGUGUCCAGGUCGUGCACUGCACCAGGACGCCACCCCAGGGGAAGCCCUUCACACCCGUGGCCAUUGGGGACUUGUGUAUUUAUUUGGACGGUUUUCCCAGAGGGGGCAGUAAAGGGCCUUGUUCUGACCGGAUCUGUCUCUGAGCAUCUCUAGUGGGCAGAGGAAGGACCUGGCCCUGAUCUGACCUGCACAAGCUGCUGGCUUGUCUGGGGUCCCAGCAGAAUGGUGAAUCCCAGCCCCUUUCUCUUACAGAAGGCCUCCCCUCACAGGGUGGGAUCACAGAUGAGUUGGUCAUGCCUGCUGGACGCAACUCUGCCCAAGGGAGCCGAUGGAUGGCUCCUAACAGCUUGACGUUGGGGAGGCCUUAGGGACCGGAGGGGAGUGGGGCGCGCCCGCCCAGGGCAUCACCUCCAUUCAGGUGCCGCCUGUCACCGAGACCUGAUUUUUCCAGGGAAGCCAGAAACUGGAAUUUUUUUAUUUUUAUUUUUUAAUGUAAAGUCUUCCGACUGAAUGUUUCUUUCCCCAAACUCCCAAUUUGAUUCAAAGAUCUUUUCAAUAUUAUGAGCCAGCAAGACAGCUGUGAGCCCGCCACCAUCGUGCCGGUUUGUUUCCCUGGCGUCAGCUUCCAGAGUGUUUCCGUUCAUCCUGCAGUUGUCCCUUGAGAUUCAACCAGCCCAAUGAUGUUGUCUUUUUUUUUUUUUUUAAAGACAAAUGAGGCCAUAAGGAAACAUGUGA
Rhinolophus ferrumequinum (greater horseshoe bat) is the source of this 2649-nucleotide messenger RNA. It is a transcript of the gene GATA5, whose product is annotated as GATA binding protein 5. NCBI's taxonomy places the organism in Eukaryota, Metazoa, Chordata, Mammalia, Chiroptera, Rhinolophidae. The record is from RefSeq and is a predicted model, not a curated record. The transcript is spliced from 7 exons. Gene Ontology annotation, biological process: negative regulation of transcription by RNA polymerase II; positive regulation of transcription by RNA polymerase II; cardiac muscle tissue development. Gene Ontology annotation, molecular function: zinc ion binding; DNA-binding transcription factor activity, RNA polymerase II-specific; RNA polymerase II cis-regulatory region sequence-specific DNA binding. Gene Ontology annotation, cellular component: nucleus. The coding region runs from base 145 to 1365 and encodes 406 amino acids.